AUGGCAGACGGAGAAAAGCGGGAUGCCAGCCAGCAGUCAGACCGCAACCUUGGAGUGAAGUCUCCAGCUAUCUCUAUUCUCCUUGAUGCUCCUCCCCCUCAAUCUACCUCCCUCCUUUCCUCUGUAAAGCACUUGCUCCUUCUCCUCUUCUCGGCUUCGGAUGCCCUCCUUACUUACAGUAUGGACUCAGGAGGGGAAGGAGAAGAGGGUUGGAUGGAGGACCAGUGGGAAAAAUGCCACGAUCUCUCACUGGAGUGGUUCGCAGCGGUGUGUGAAGCAGUUCAGUUGACAACCAUCACCAGACCCCCUUGUUGGUCCUUCAUGGUAAAGAAGGAAAUCAGCCAAAAGGCAAAUCUGUCUAUUUACCGGUUGAUCUAUGUUCCUACCCUCAACUAUGGUAAUGAGCUCUGGGUCAUUACCAAAGAACAAGAUCCUGGAUACAAGCAGCUUAAACGAGAUGAUAGGGUGGGAUAUUUGAUCAUCCUGGAGGGGCUCAGAGUAGAGCCGCUGCUCCUCCCCAUUGAUAGAAGCCAGAUGAUGGUAAAGAAGGAGAUCAGCCGAAAGGCAAAUCUGUCUAUCUACUGGUUGAUCUAUGUUCCUACCCUCAACUAUGAUAAUGAGCUGUGGGUCAUGACCAAAGAACAAGAUCCUGGAUACAAACGAGAUGAUAGGGUGGGUUACUUGGUCAUCUGGGAGGGGCUCGGAGUAGAGCCGCUGCUCUUCCCCACUGAGAGAAGCCAGAUGAGGUUGACCCACGACAUUAGCUUGGGUGAGUUUGAAGAUGAUGACCUGUCAGAGAUCACAGAGAUCACAGAUGAGCGGGGGAUGAGCCUCAACUGCAAUGGCCCAGAUAUAAAGGGCCACAUGAGACGAGGGACCAAUAGCAGGGCGGGGAGGGCAGAGCUCGGUGCUGUUGGACAGCUCCAGGCAGAGAUGCUGCAUUUGGAUCUCAUUGAUGGUGCUGACGGUUUCUGCAGUGAUAUAGAGUCCUCUAAGACUUCCAUUGCACCUCCAACAGUUUCCAAGGACCCUCCGUUACCUGUUACCAUGGAUACCUACAGACCCAAGAGGCCGACAACCCUUAACCUAUUUCCAAUUGUGCCCCGCACGCAGGACACAUUAAACAACAACUCAUUUGGGAAGAAGUACACAUGGCAGGAAAAGGUUUCAGGCUCAUCUUCACCUCUCAAAACUGGUGAGCUAACACCUCCACGUGAGCACAGAUGCCUGAGUGACGAGGACAAGGUACGGAGUGGCGGGGCACAGACCAAAGAUCGAGGCACUUCCACUGACGCUCCUUGCAGAAAAUCACACACGUCUGGACAUUCGCAAAGUUCUGCAACAGCAGCGUCGACACGACCAAAGUUUCAGGAGAAGCCACCUUCGCCGCCGCCACCGCCACAGAAUUAUAAGCCAGCUCCUCUCUAUCCAGUUGGAAAAGUGGAUGGAAGCAGCUACCAGCAGGAAAGGAUCCAGCACCACUUAGAAGCUCCUCUGGAACCCACAGAGGAAAUUUACUUAACACCAGUGCAGCGCUGUUCUGACCCCUCGGAGCCUCCUUGCACGCACGACCGACCUUUCCUUUCGCAGCUGAGCGAACAGGGUCGUAUGUCAAUUAGCUCUGACACAGAAGGCCCACCUCCUUACCAGCCACUCCCUGACCAGUCAAACCCCUCCAUUUACGAGGAGGACGAAGUCUAUAUCGCCCCACCUUCUUACGCGUCCUGUGUUGAAUCGCUUAUCACGCCACCUAGCAUGGCUCUGUCAUCUCAUCCUGGCCUGGCUCUGGAUUUCAAUCUCAAAGGGUUGGGAACAGGCGCACGGGCAAUGUUGAGAACUGGUUCAUCGGUAGAGUAUGUUGACGCAACGGACGAAAGCUACUGUGGGGAGGAUGAGGAUGUGGACAGAAUAAUUAUGGAUGAAAGAAUAAAAAAAGUGGUUGGAAAGGUGGAAAGCGCCAACAGUAGAUCCACCCUGCUAAGAACUUCUAUGAGCUCUGAUGCCAGUGGCCUGUCGUAUGACUCGGUCAAAUACACUCUGGUGGUGGAUGAACACUCUCAGCUAGAGCUUGUAAGUUUAAGACAAUGUUAUCAAGGUUAUAGCGACGACAGUGAUUCAGCCACAGUCUAUGACAACUGCGUCUCCUCUCCCUACGAAUCUGCUAUUGGGGAAGAGUAUGAGGAGGGAGACGAGGAGGAAGAUUGCCAUCGUUUGGGGGGAGUGAGACGAGAGGCCACAGCUUGUCUUUCAGAAGAUUCCACGCCAGAUGUUGACCUCCAUUUUUCCAAGAAGUUCCUUAACGUUUUUAUGAACGGACGGUCUAGCUCAUCAAGUGCAGAGUCUUUUGGUUUAUUUUCCUGCACCAUAAAUGGAGAGGAACAGGAUCAGAGUCAUAGAGCUGUCUACAGGUUUGUCCCUCGGCAUGAUGAUGAGUUGGAGCUAGAAGUGGAUGAUCCAUUGCUGGUGGAGGUGCAAGGGGAGGAUUACUGGUAUGAGGGCUUCAACAUGAGAACUGGUGCCCGGGGAAUCUUCCCUGCUUACUAUGCUAUAGAGGUGACGAAGGAGGCUGAGAGCUUUAAAGCAAAGAGCAGUGAGUGGCUCGAUAGAUAUCGGCUAAAGUUCCUGGGCUCAGUCCAAGUGCCCUACCACAAAGGAAACGACGUUCUUUGCGCAGCUAUGCAAAAGAUUGCUACAAACAGAAGAAUGACGGUCAAGCACAACCCGCCUUCAUCCUGCAUCCUGGAAAUCAGCGUGAAGGGAAUCAAAUUGGCUGUUCAGGAAGAUUAUUACGCCUGUGACCGAAGUAACGAAUGCAGUCACUUUUUCCAGUUAAAAAAUGUCUCCUUCUGUGGUUAUCACCCCAAAAACUGCAAAUAUUUUGGGUUUAUAACCAAGCACCCGGCAGACCAGAGAUUUGCCUGCCAUGUGUUUGUGUCUGAAGAUUCAACCAAGGCUGUUGCUGAAUCAGUUGGGAAAGCCUUCCAGUUGUAUUACAAAGAAUUUGUGGAGUUCUCGUGCCCCACAGAAGAUAUCUACUUGGAGUAG
This is a messenger RNA of Nerophis lumbriciformis (worm pipefish), 3045 nucleotides long. The record is from RefSeq and is a predicted model, not a curated record. Lineage: Eukaryota; Metazoa; Chordata; Actinopteri; Syngnathiformes; Syngnathidae.